Molecule: messenger RNA, 5040 nt
Organism: Balaenoptera musculus (blue whale)
Lineage: Eukaryota; Metazoa; Chordata; Mammalia; Artiodactyla; Balaenopteridae
Gene: EDRF1
Product: erythroid differentiation regulatory factor 1
Exons: 24
Coding region: 1006-4398 (1130 amino acids)
Biological process (GO): positive regulation of DNA-templated transcription
Source: RefSeq, a predicted model, not a curated record
AUUUUUACCUGACCCUCAACCCUCCACCUUAAAACUCUUAAUACUUGCUGUUCAGUUUAAUUUGUAAUGCUCAUCAACGUGCCAAGAUUUCACUUUGGUAAAAGAUUAUAUUUGACUUUCAAUGUCCUUUUUCCCCCUGCUAAUAGGACUCUGUUAAAAUAUGAAGAUAUCAAUCGCAUAUGCUUCUUUCAAGUCUGCAUCAUGUUAUUAACAAAGAUGAGUUUUGACCACUAAAAUUCCAUCAGCUGUUUUAAUUUUAGCCAAUUUACAUACCUUUUGAAUAUGUGAAUGCAGAGAAUCAGGGUGGCACAUGAUGAGGAAAACCCUUAACACUGCCUAACCUGUCCUGUGGAAUUUUUCAUUAAAUGGUGGUGGAUUGUCUGGGCUGAAAAAGCAGUGAUGUAAAAACACAGCAUGUCCAGUGAUGUACACCCUUGACUUUGACACUUGCUGGUGGUAUUUAAAGUUGAGAGAGUGGCCUGGGUCUUACAGAGAAAAAUGUACUGAUGUCCAUAUUCUUGUAGACCAUUUAAUGUAUGGGGUUCUCUUUUUUCCUCUCAGCGAUUGAACCUAAAAUAUUUCUGCAUAACAUAUAGCAAGAGCCAUAAAUACAUUAGUACCUUAUGUGCCAGUAGUUUGGAAAUUAUCCUAAUGACUCAUAAGGUAAAAGUUAUAUUUGUAAAAUGUUGCUUGUUUGUAGCAUUAUUUAUACUAGCAAAAAAAAAUUGGAAAUAGUCUGCAUAUCUUCUUUUAGAAGAAUGGCUUAAUAAAUUAUAGGGCAAGAGAAUUAAAUGUUAUAAAGUGAUUUAAAUGAUAAUUGUGUACAGACACUGUGCUGAGUACUUUAUAUGUUUAUCUCAUUUCAUUCUCACAACAACCCUUUGAGUUUGGUACUGUUAACUAACUUUCCUGCGGAAAACUGAAGCUUGGAAAGGUUAAGUAACUUGCCUAGACCACAUGGUAAAUCAUCAGCAUGCUUUGAAGUGAGGCAGUCCUAACUUUGGGAUGGCAUACGACUUUAUUGAUUCAGUGGGAAACGAUGUGGAUGUUGUCUCUGACUCUGAAAACAUAAAAAAGCUCCUGAAGAUUCCCUACAGCAAAUCGCACGUGAGCAUGGCAGUGCACCGCAUAGGAAGGACUCUCUUAUUAGACGAGUUAGAUAUUCAGGAACUCUUUAUGAGAUCAUCUCAGACUGGUGAUUGGACGUGGUUAAAAGAGUUUUAUCAAAGACUUAUUGAUCAGAAGUGGCAGAGGAAGAAAAAAAGCAAAGAACACUGGUAUCAGAAGGCUAUUCUUUCGAAGUUUUUAUAUUACAGUAUCAAUGGUGAUGGAGCUGCUCAGCCUGUCCCAUCUGCCGCAGAACAGCAGGAAUCGUCCAGCACAGAUCAGACAAAUGAUUCGGAUGGGGCUUCAUGGCCCGCCCCCUUUGAAAUGCCUUCUUCAGUCUCUGAAGACCCCGGUGCUUCCAGCCAGGGAGGUGAGCCUCUUGAACCCUCAUACAUAGUGGGGCAUGUGGCCUCAGCACCUAAAGAACAAACCCUGACUACUUUAUUCAAUGACGGGGAGAACAGUCAGGGUCUUAAAAAUGAUUUUGCUCGGAAUAUUUUAUGGACGUUUGAAGACAUACAUAUGCUAGUUGGCUCCAACAUGCCUAUAUUUGGAGGAGGCAGAUAUCCAGCAGUCAGCCUACGUCUCAGGGAUAACAACAAACCAAUUAAUGUGCUAACUGGAAUCGACUAUUGGUUGGACAACUUGAUAUGCAAUGUACCAGAGCUUGUCAUGUGUUUUCAUGUAAAUGGAAUUGUACAGAAGUAUGAAAUGAUAAAGACAGAAGAGAUUCCCAAUUUGGAAAACUCUAAUUUUUCUACUAAAGUCAUAAAAGAUAUUGCACAGAAUAUUUUAUCAUUUUUGAAAUCUAAUUGUACCAAAGAAGGACAUACCUAUUGGCUAUUUAAAGCAAGUGGCAGUGAUAUAGUGAAGCUCUAUGAUCUCACUACUCUUUGUGAAGAAACUGAAGACAAAUACCAAAAUCCAUUCACAAUGCCAGUGGCUAUUCUCUUAUAUAAGGUUGCUUGCAACAUGAUGAUGAAGAAGAAUCAAAAUAAGAAACACUAUGGGACUGUUAGAACCCUGCUUCUGAAUUGUGUUAAAUUGCUGGACAAAAGCAGGCAUCCUCAAAUUAUUGCUUCAGCCAAUUACAUGCUUUCAGAACUUUUCCAAUUGGAUGAACCUAAAAAAGAAGAAAGUUCAGGAUCUCCAUUAAAUGAGAAUUCUGAUGAAAGUUAUAGUGAAGAGGAGGAGGAGAUGCCAGAUAGUGAUGAAAACGGAUCCUACAGCACCUGUUCUGAUCCAUCAGAUGAUAACAAAGCAGUAGCUAUAAUUAAGUCUGUUGGAGAAUUGUCAGUUCCAGAAAAAUACAAAUCCAUUCAUCAGAUCAGACCCAGUUGUGCGUUUCCAGUUUGCCAUGACACAGAAGAGCGCUGUAGACUUGUGCUUAGCUACGUUCUGGAGGGUUUAAAAUCUGUGGACAGCAGCAUCAAAAAAGAAAGUGACCUCCCUGCCGCUGACCCCAACACCCCAAUCCCACUAAAAUAUGAAGAUGAAUCCACAAGGGGGGGUCCUGAGGGUCUGGAGAAGCAGAUGGCCUUGUUUUUGGACAAAAUGGGCUCCCUUCAGAAGGGUAAUUAUUCCAGUCAGUCUGGAAUGAUCCCUGGUUCUUGGCAACAUAAAAUGAAACUCCAGCUGAUUCUCAAGUCAUCAAAGGCCUAUUAUGUUUUGUCUGAUGCUGCCAUGAGUCUUCAGAAAUAUGGAAGAGCGUUACGAUACAUUAAAUUAGCUUUGCAGAGCCAUGAUACUUAUUGCUGCCUCUGCACCAAUAUGCUUUCUGAAGUGCUGCUAUUUCUUUCUCAAUAUUUAACACUCUGUGGUGAUAUCCAACUAAUGCUGGCCCAGAAUGCAAAUAAUAGAGCGGCACACCUUGAAGAGUUUAAUUACCAAACAAAAGAAGACCAGGAGAUACUACACAGCCUCCACAGGGAGUCCAGUUGUCAAGGAUUUGCAUGGGCAACUGAUUUGUCUACGGACUUAGAAAGUCAACUUUCAGUUAGUUGUAAAUGUUAUGAGGCUGCUAAUGAAAUCUUGCAGUUUAGUGACUUAAAAAGUCAAAAUCCAGAACAGUAUAUACAAGUAUUGAAGAGAAUGGGUAACAUUAGAAAUGAAAUCGGUGUCUUUUACAUGAAUCAGGCUGCCGCAUUACAGAGUGAGAGAGUAGUGAGCAAAACUGUGUCUACUGCAGAGCAGCAGUUGUGGAAAAAAAGCUUUUCUUGUUUUGAAAAGGGAAUUCACAACUUUGAGUCAAUUGACGAUGCCACAAAUGCUGCCCUUUUAUUAUGUAACACGGGACGACUCAUGCGAAUUUGUGCACAGGCGCACUGUGGUGCAGGUGAUGAAUUUAAACGUGAAUUUUCUCCAGAAGAAGGCUUGUAUUACAAUAAGGCUGUUGAUUACUACUUGAAAGCUCUAAGAUCCUUGGGAACACGAGACACACACCCAGCUGUUUGGGACUCAGUGAAUUGGGAAUUGUCCACUACUUAUUUUACUAUGGCAACUCUACAGCAAGAUUAUGCUCCGUUAUCUAGAAAAGCUCAAGAGCAGAUUGAAAAAGAAGUCAGUGAGGCUAUGAUGAAGUCCCUGAAAUACUGUGACGUGGACUUGGUGUCUGCUCGACAGCCUCUUUGUCAGUACCGAGCUGCAACCAUCCAUCACAGGCUGGCGUCCAUGUACCACAGUUGUCUGAGGAAUCAGGUUGGUGAUGAACAUCUUAGGAAGCAGCACCGGGUGCUAGCAGAUCUUCAUUACAGCAAAGCUGUAAAGCUUUUUCAGCUUCUGAAAGAUGCUCCAUGUGAACUACUUAGAGUACAGUUAGAAAGAGUAGCAUUUGCAGAAUUUCAGAUGACCAGUCAGAAUAGCAAUAUUGGAAAAUUAAAAACACUUUCUGGGGCUCUUGAUAUAAUGGUGAGAACUAAGCAUGCAUUCCAGCUCAUCAGAAAGGAGCUUGUAGAGGAAUUUGACCAGCCUAAGAGUGAAGAGACCCCUCCAGCUGCUGAUUCUUCUCCUAGUCUCAAUCGAGAAGAAGUGAUAAAACUCCUGGGUAUAUUUGAAUCUCGCUUGUCAUUCCUUCUUCUUCAGUCCAUCAAACUGCUGUCUUCAACUAAAAAGAAAACAAGUAGUAACCUUGAAGAAGAUGUAGUCCUCAAAACCAACAAGCAGAUUUACUCCCAGCUUCUAAGAGCUACUGCGAACAAAAACGCAUCUCUCCUGGAAAGAAUCGACGUUCUCGUCCAUUUGCUGGACCAGCUGGCUCGUGGCAGCGGCGGAGGCGGCGGUGCUCUUCAGUGACUCUGCCUGGGGCUGCACCCGCAGAGAUGCUGUCAGUGCCUUCUGCACUCGGGGGCUAGUGUGUCCAUUUGGUGCUUCGUUUCAUUAAAUACGAGGGAAAUACCCACUUAAAACAGGCACGGCAGUGGAAACAGAGCUCUCAUUUCCCAUGGCAAACAGUCAUGGUUGAGUUCUUUGGCUUCUUCAUUGGAGGUGCCAACAUCAGAAUCAGACCUAGAGCUCCCACAUUCGUUUCUUUGAGAAGCAUGUGGUACCUCAGUAUUAAUAGACUUGCUGUGAGGCAGUUAACACUUUUAAAUAUUUUUGAAGUAUGUUAAGCUACAUGGGUUUAAGAGAUAAUUAUCUUGGAUAAAUGUUACUUUGGUCAAGGGAACUUUUAUCCAAAUGAUUCUAGUGGUUCAGGUCAGUUAAAGAAACUUCCUGUACGUCCACAGUGUUCCCUUCUCAAGUGCACAGAAAAAGCCUGCCCUUUUUAAGCUUCAGUACAGGAUUUUUCGAAGACUGGCCAUUGUGCAGUUCUCUCUUUAAUGCAUGUUCUGAACGGAUCUGCUUUUCUCUGACUUUGUAUGACAGUUGAUCAAGAAUUGGUACCCCCCCUCCCCCUUUUUUUUUUCAUUUUAAACUUGAAACUGUGAAUAAGGU